AUGGAGGAAUUGCUUCAAAUGGAAGAUGCAAUUAAUACACAAGAUGAUGAAGAUGUUCCUGAAAAUGAGGUAUGGUACUUUUCUAAUUCUGACGAUGAUAUUGAUGCAUAUAAUGAUGCAUGCAUUGAAUUAAAUGACCAUGAAACUUAUGGCAUCCCUAUGCAUGACACAAACACCCAAAUAGGGCAAAACUCAAGUAACAAAAAACCAUUUUUGACCAAUCACAUGAGGCAACAAAUGGCUAUACAGUUGUUUGCAGAAGCUACUGGUAAGACAAUCCCCUGGGUUUAUAGGAUAUGUGCUAAAGCAAAGAACCAAAGAGCUGAAGGCAAGGAUGUCAUUGUGAAUCACGAGAAGUACAAAUGUGGUCGAAAGCCAUUGAUAGCCAAUGAUGAGGAGGAGGUCUUACUAUCUGUCCCACUUAAACAAAGAACAACAAUGAAAUCAUUUGCAUCUGCAUUAGGGGUCAGUCCUUCAACAAUCUAUAGGCUACUUAAAAGGGGUAUUCUAUGGUCUCACACAAACUCAAUCCAGUCCAAACUAACCCCUAUGCAUAAAACUUUUAGACUAAAGUUUGUGUUGACAAAAAUUCUGCCAAGGACUGUCAACUCAUUGCCAAGGUUCGAAAAUCUGUACAACAUGGUCCACAUUGAUGAAAAGUGGUUUUUUAUGAGUAGAGUCACACAGAGGUUCUACUUACUGCCAGAAGAAGAAGAUCCUUACAGAGCAACGACUGGGGAUAUACUUUGGGAUGGGAAACUGGGAAUCUUCCCAUUCAUUGAUGAGGUUGCAACACAAAGAAGCAGCAAGAAUAGGGACAAGGGGAUAGUUGAAACUAAACCCAAACAAUCAAUUACAAGAGAAACCAUCAGAAGCAUGAUUUUAGAUGAAGUAAAGCCAACAAUCAGAGCUAAAUGGCCAAGGGGUGCAUGCAAGACUAUAUGGAUACAACAGGAUAAUGCAAGACCCCAUAUUGAAGUUGAUGACCCACAAUUCUUGGAAGAAGCAAAGAAAGACGGGUUUGAUAUGCAUCUAAUCUGUCAACCUCCACAAUCACCGGACCUCAAUAUUUUAGAUUUGGGUUUUUUUAGGGCUAUACAAUCCAUCCAACACCAAGAAUUCCCCGUAUCAGUUGAGGAGUUAAUUGAAAGUGUAAUCAAGUCAUAUAAUAACUAUGAUCCUAAUAUCAUAAACAUGACUUGGCUUCACUCAAUGUAUGUAAUGGAGGAAAUUUUGAAAGUAAAAGGAGGAAACAAUUAUAAAAGUCCUCACAAAGGCAAGAAAAGACUUCAAAGAUUGGGUGUACUACCAACUUAUGUUGAGGUACCGAAUGAGCUGGUCCAAGACACGGUUCACUUUCUGAAUGCAGGAAUCAUAGAGGGUGGGCAAUCAUCAAAUGCCCACAUGGUGUAA
Spinacia oleracea (spinach) is the source of this 1413-nucleotide messenger RNA. RefSeq lists its product as uncharacterized. Gene Ontology annotation, molecular function: nucleic acid binding. The record is from RefSeq and is a predicted model, not a curated record. NCBI's taxonomy places the organism in Eukaryota, Viridiplantae, Streptophyta, Magnoliopsida, Caryophyllales, Amaranthaceae. Bases 1 to 1413 code for a protein of 470 amino acids. The transcript has 2 exons.